This is a messenger RNA of Magnolia sinica, 1290 nucleotides long. Its product is annotated as pentatricopeptide repeat-containing protein At3g62890-like. Lineage: Eukaryota; Viridiplantae; Streptophyta; Magnoliopsida; Magnoliales; Magnoliaceae. Gene Ontology annotation, molecular function: protein binding; RNA binding. The record is from RefSeq and is a predicted model, not a curated record. Gene Ontology annotation, biological process: RNA modification. The transcript has a single exon. The coding region runs from base 1 to 1290 and encodes 429 amino acids.
AUGCUCCGAUCCCCUGCCACCCCUCCUAACAAAUUCACCUUCACUUUCCUCCUCAAAUCCUGCCUCAAAAACUCAGCUCCGCAUUUCGUCAAACACAUUCACUGCCAUCUCACCCUAUUCGGCUUCGCGUCCGAUCCCUUCCUUCAAACAGCUCUCGUCAGCCUGUAUGCUGAUACCGGGCUAAUUGAAAUGGCACGGCAUGUGUUCGACAAAAUGCCUCACAGAGACAUCGUCUCUUACACUGCAUUGGUCUCUGCUUAUGCCAGUUGUGGCCUGGUAGAUGCUGCUCGCCAGGCGUUCGAUGAGAUGCCUGAACGAAAUGCCGUUUCGUGGGGUGCAGUGAUUGCGGCCUACUCGCAAAGCGGGCAGCAUGUGGAAGCCUUGGCUCUCUUCCGUGACAUGCAGCGGGUUGCAGGAGUGGACCCCACUGAGGCCACUCUGGUCUCAGUUCUAUCCUCUGCGGCGCAUGUCAGUGCCCUCAAGGAAGGGGAUUGGGUGCACAGAUACAUCUGGCGCAACCGCAUCCCUCUGACUGCAAGCCUUGGCACCGCACUUCUGACCAUGUAUGCAAAAUGCGGGUCUAUAGUAGAUGCAAUGAACGUGUUUGAUGAAAUGCCUCAAAGAGAUGCACCUGCUUGGACGGCCAUGAUUUUGGCACUUGCUACCCAUGGGCAAUGCAAUCAAGCACUGCAUUUCUUCAAUAGGAUGGUUAGUUUAGGAUUUAGACCGGACCGCGUCACAUUCAUCGGGGUCCUAACAGCGUGCAGCCAUGGUGGUUUUCUCGACACGGGUCGCUAUCACUUUGCCUGUAUGAAAGACUUCUAUAACAUCGCUCCGGGAGUAGAACAUUAUGGGUGUAUGGUGGACAUUCUUGGCCGAACCGGGCACGUUGAGGAGGCGUGGAAUUUGGUACAAGCAAUGCCUGUGGAGCCUGACACCUUGGUGCUCAAGGGCCUUCUAAGUGCUUGUUCUAACCAUGGCUAUGUGAGCUUCGCCGAGUGGACUUUUAAGAAGCUUAUAGCACUAGAUGCCAGCAAUGCCUCUCCGUAUGUGAUGCUGGCGAAUACAUUCGCAAGCGUCGGUAAAUGGUCCAAUGCGGAGGGAGUGAGGAAGAUGAUGAGAGAUAGAGGGGUGGCAAAGACGGCCGGGUGUAGUCUGAUUGAGUUGGAUGGGGUUGUUCAUCAGUUUGUAGCUGGAGAUAAUGAAGAUCAUCCUGAAAUUGAAGUGAUCAGGGCCAUGUUGCAUGGAAUGGGCCAGGUUUUAAUAGAUGGUCACGGUGAGCAUGUAUAG